Agrilus planipennis (emerald ash borer) is the source of this 1819-nucleotide messenger RNA. RefSeq names its product pickpocket protein 11. Bases 72 to 1685 code for a protein of 537 amino acids. Gene Ontology annotation, molecular function: ligand-gated sodium channel activity. Gene Ontology annotation, cellular component: membrane. The record is from RefSeq and is a predicted model, not a curated record. Lineage: Eukaryota; Metazoa; Arthropoda; Insecta; Coleoptera; Buprestidae. Gene Ontology annotation, biological process: sodium ion transmembrane transport. The transcript is spliced from 10 exons.
CUCGCCUGUUGUCGCUUCUAACAAUUGAAACAUAAGCCGUACCCUCUUCAGCAUACAACAAAGUAACUAGAAUGAAGAUACGCAGAAGGAAACAUAAAAAAAAUGCUAAUAAGGGCACAAUAAGUUCAAUUAAAAAUUUUUAUGAACUUUUAAAGAUUAGCUGGUCACUACAGGUAAAAGUGUUCUUUGAGACGUCUACACUACAUGGUGUUAGAUAUUUGACAGAGCCAGGAAGACCGUUUAUUGAAAAAUUUAUGUGGUUUUGUUGCAUAUGCAUAUGUUUUGUUGCAACCGUCGUAAUAAUUUUGAGCCUUUGGGAAAAAUUUCAAACAAAUCCAACUAUCACUGGGUUGGACACGGAUUUUCAUAGCUUCGACAUACCAUUUCCUACAGUGACAAUAUGCUUGGAACCCUUAAUUUGGCAAGAAAUAUUACCCGAGAAUCUAAGACUUGUGAACUCAACAUUGCAAUAUUUAAAAGCUUUUUCUUACAAGUCACUGAAGGAACUUAACAAAAACGAAUUAAAGGAAAUGCGAACAGAUCGUUUACCACUAGAAAUUAAGACUCUGGUGCAGAUUCCCAACUGCGAACUGAUAUUCGUACCUGAUUCGUGUGAAUUUUUAUCCAGAAAGCAGGAUUGUUGCGCGAACUUUGUUCCUAUGUUGACGGAAGUAGGUCUCUGCUUUGGAUUUAAUUUAAAAAAUGAUCGACAUCCAAAGCCGUACAUGAUUAAGGACACCGAUGCGUCAUGGGGACUUAAAUUCAGUAUAACGAAGCCUUUGUCUAACGCAAAUAUUCCCAUAUACAUACACGACUUUUACGAAGUACCAACAAUUGAUUCCACUCCUCAACACGAUUGGGAUUAUAUAGUGGAACAAUUGUCAUUCUCAAUGAAACAAACGUACACAACUAACGAUACCCGACAAUUGUCAAUCAAGCAGCGACACUGCGUGUUCGACGACGAAGUAAAAUUGGAAGUCGAGGAUAUUUAUACGUUUUCCGGAUGCACGAGGCAAUGCAGGAUGAAAAAUUCGAUAAGAAAGUGUCGUUGCGUUCCACCUUUUUAUCUGAAUAUCAGAGGUUAUCGAGUCUGUAGGUCGGACGAGGUGCAAUGCAUCGUCGAUAAUUUAAUGGAGAUUAUGGCAGUCGACAACUGCGACUGUCAGCUGAGAUGCUUCAACACGAUUUAUGAAGUGGAAAAGAUGAAGAUAGGAACACAAAGCAAUUUCACUGCAAAAAUGGAAGCAAGUUUUGUCUCCUGGCCAAUGGUUAAGUAUAAAAGGGAAGUAUUGUUUGGAUGGGUUGACUUACUGGUGUCAUUUGGCGGAAUUGCGGGACUUUUCCUGGGCUGUAGUUUAUUGUCUGGGGUUGAAACUGUAUAUUUCUUCACUAUAAGAGCCGUGUGUAUGAUAUUUUCCGAAAGAAAGAGACUCGAAGACAUAAGAAGGAGAAGAGUAUUAGAACCCGUUCCGGAUUACGAUCUUAGUUUGACUCCAUACUUCAUAAAGCCGCCAUCGCCCGGAAAUGGGACAAAUGAAAUACUGAAGAGGUUUUAUCCGGACAUGUCGAAUGAAUAUGCGCUGAAAACGUUAUUUAUUCGAGUGAAACCGGCAGGGCAAGGAAAGAAGCCGAAACAUCCGAUUGAAAACAUCAAACCACCUUUUGGAAUUGAAUUUCUCAAUUAACAGUGUAGGUACAUACUACAAUACGUGAGUGAGAAAAUUAAAAAAUUUGUGUUUUUAAUUGAAUCUUUUUCACUUUAUUCUUUGUAAGUAAUGAGUAUUCAUUUCUUGUUUGAAAUACCUACGUGUAGUAAAUU